GCAGAUUCUGACAGGAAGAGCUAUUGAUUGACUGUAUUUUUCAUGGUGUGAAAUGAGAGAAUUUGAUUCUUGCAGUUACUACAGCAUCUGAGACUUUGAUACUUUUAAGGGAAAUCUGAAGUGCUGUCUGUUUGCUGAUAUAAGAUACCAUCACAGUUUUCUGGAUAUUUUUUUUCCUGUAAUUUUGGAUUACUACAAGCAUGGAGUGAGGUACAAAUAUGAGUCACAGGGCUGCUCAGAAACUGAACAUCUCCUCAAAGAAAAAGCGGCGUAGGGAGCCUCCAGAACCGGAGCCUCCUCCUUUCCCAACCAGAUUUAGUGAAAUAAUCCACGCAAGUCCCCCGCCAGCACCACCAUGUUUACUCAGAACUGUGGGAAGAAUCCAGAACCCAGGCACUGGCAAGGUGAAGGUAAUGCUGAGGAUUGCUCCCACGGAUAUCAGCAACGAUACUGGUUCUAUCCUCAGUUCAGAUCCUCGUAAGAAACAAGUGACUGUGUACGACCCCUCUACCAGUGGCUAUGCUACCUCAGCUCAUCGCAGGACUGGGGCUGCAGCACCCAAGAUGUUUGCUUUCGACCAAGUCUUCUCACAAGAUGACUCCUUGACUGAGAUCUGCUCAAGCAGUCUGUCAGAUAUCAUUCAGUCUGUUGUGAAUGGAGCAGAUGGUUGCCUCUUCUGUUAUGGACAUUCUAAACUAGGUAAGUAUAGUAGACAACAGGAAAGUUGUCCCCAGGAAAUUGUACCAGUCAAGCCAUUUGUGAGAGACUGGGUUGAAAAACAUAGCGGAAAUACGGACAAUGUGACUUCUUCCUCUCUGAAAGAAGAAGCUAAUACUAGUACCAGCAAUGGAACUGGAAGUGACUAUGAUAAUGUAAAAAGAACCAAAUCUCCUAAAUCACAAAGAUCGGGUCAUUCGUCACCACGGACCCAGUCGCCAAGUCGUAUUCCAUUGCCUUCCUCAUCAUCAUCAAGUAGAUCAUCAAAAUUAGAGAAAGCUAUCUUGCCGCCUCCUGCCAAUCCAUCUAGGAGAACAGCAGACUGGAUACGGUCACUGAGCACAGACAAGGAGCCCGAGUCUACAGUGACAGCUGACAAGGAAUCUUAUGACAAUGUUCCCAAUGAGUCUGAGGCUGCUGAGACUUUUGAAAUGGCGGCCCAGACUUCGGACAAAGCUUCUAUUGAUGAGGAAUGUUUUAUGGCACCGUGCACAAUGGAGGAUAAACAACUCCAAACGAGUCCUAUUCCUUCAGAUCAGUUAUCUAAUCACCAAAGUGAGACAGAUUCUGAGGCGGCCAGUAACAAUCAAGGGAACAUGAGCAACCGGGAAUCUAUUUACGAACUUGAAGUAGAGGAACAGUUGGAAAUGAUGAGGCCAGGAGAAGUGUGGCGUAUUGCUUUUGACACUUCAGACUAUGACACUCUGAGUAAUAAGUCCACACUGUUGGAUGGUCACGAGGAACAAGUGAAUGUAGACAUUGAACACAUACAGCCAGUGGAACAUCAAGAACCAGUAGAACUUGUUGACCAAGUAAAAGAAGAUGUUACCCCAAUCAUUGAAGUAGAAAUCAUUGAUUUAUUUGAAAACCAACAGCUACAGCCACAGACUGAAAAAGAGGUUGAAGAAUCCAAAAAUGAGAAUGACACUGACAAAAUAUAUGCUGAAAAUGGCCAUAGUAAUAGGAUAGAAUCACAGGUUGUCCAUAAUGCUGACCAGAGUCCCCCAUCUUCAGAAGAUUCCGACAAAUCUGGCAAGAGCCAUAUCCGCCCUGCUUAUUUCCGACGUCCAGAUGGUGCCUCUAAUCCUAAUUUGCAUAAAGACCCUACAGCAGAUGAGAAAUCUCAGCAUGAGGUGGUGGCUGCAUCUGCUUCCACCGAGAUCACCACACAAAAGUGCAAUAUAGUCACAGAGAGAAUGGUCCCAGGGCAGUCUGCAGAUGACAAAAUCAAACCAGCCAGAGGCAUCCCCAAACUGCAGAGUCGACUCCCUGUGAAUAAAGCCUCCUCUUCCAGUUAUGCCAAAAAUAAACCUCCAUUGCCAAAUAAACCUUCGACAAAUGCCACCAAAUCGCCUAAACCACCCCCUCCAGCCAAACCCAUACGGUCCAGUAGUUUGCCUCGUGGAACCAUGUCACAGCCAUCAACCCCAGCAAAGAGCGUUGCCCCUAAGGCUGGGGGUGGCGGUAGUGGACAGCAGGGUGGACGGUCAGUCAGUGUCCCUGCCAGUCCUGCUGCCACACCCAGUCCCAGCAGGAGCAGCAAGACCAGCAAACUGCCACAGAAACCCAGCUCCACCAGUAGCUCCACCAACAGCAGUCCCUCCAGAUCAAGUGCCAGCCCUUCACGCUCACGAAGCAAAUCGCCCACCUCCAAACUUCCAACUAGUAAAUCGAGGCUUCCACAGUCUUCUAGCAAAGCCAGCAUUCAGAGUAGUAAAGACUCUAAGAUAUCCCCCAAAGUAGCAAAAGCCAGUCCCAAGAAGGAGAAAGAGAGUAAAUUGCCUGUCACCAAAGCAAGCAACAAUAGGGUCACUGAGCUUGUGAAAACUCGAGAAGGUGAUUCUGACAGUGGAAAUGACAGUGGCAUUGGUGACAAAAAGCUGUUGUCCCCUUACUCCACCCUGACCAAAGCAAGGACAUCCAGCCACUCCAGCAGUGGACAUGGGAGUGACAACAGUAGCAGCAUUAGUGGAGUCGUCACCAAGAAGGAGCGUCUCCAUGGUGGCACGAGCAGCGGCUACGAGAGCAUGAUAAGAGACAGCAGCGAGAUCACAUGCACAUCAUCUUCAACACACGAUUCAUCCAACGAAAGCUCAGCCAGUGGUUGGAUAAGGGGCAACAGGAUUUUCAAGAAGAGGACUGCAUCACGUAGAAGCAAGUCCGCUCCAGCUCGCUCAGACAAUUCCCCCAGCAGUUGUCCACAGAGCCCCAGCAGCCAACGUUGUGCCGCAUCACCAAAAGCCUGGGUAGACACCCGGCAAGCAGAGGGCACACGUGAUGAACCAUUUGAGCUGAAAAUGUACGAUGUUGAUGAUGUUGAGAGGAUGCAGAGAGCUCGAUCACGGGAAACAUCAGAGCAACGAGAAUUAGAUGGCAGGCGGAAGAAAAUACAGGGUCUCAUGGAUCGCCAGUCAGAGCUCAAACAAGAGCUGGCGAACACAAAAGAUAAACUUAUGGUAGAUAAGAGUGCUUGGAGUUACGAUUUGUUCCUGGCCAGUGAAAUGCAGAGGGACGAUCCGCACUAUCUGGAAGCACUGGAAAAAGAGACGUCAAUCCUUGAAAAAAGAGUAGUAGCCUGCAAGUCGCACAUCAUGAUGGUGACCUGCUUUGACAUCCGGGGAUGACUCCAAUGAGAUUGAAAAUUACUAUCAAAUUUUGGAAAUGACUUAUCAAAUUUUUUUUUUCUUUCUUGAGGACAGGUUGAAAAUUUUGUUGCAGAACGAAAAAUUUUUGCCUUUGUUGCAUAUAAAUCCAAUUUGAAAUUGUAUGUUAUGAAACCAAGAUACUAAAAGUUAGAGUGAUUUAUACUCAGUUAUAUUAUGUGAAAUUAUUUUUUAAGAGCUGUCCCUUAUGUAACUUUUUUUUCCAAUUAUUUGUUAUAAGCUGAGAGUAAGAUAGGUGAUCUUGUUGAUAUUUGAUUACAGUUCCUGAGAUCAUUUUGUAACUGUACAGCAACCUUUUUUGUUUACAUAUGUUAAAGAAAUUUUAAACUGAAAAUGCUUAAAAUUGAGAUUUUUAAGCUGUUUUACAUGCAUUUCAGGUGUACUUCUUGAUAUGUUUGUGGGCUGUGAAAGAAGCCCUUUUUGUGUUAUAUUUUUGUACCAACAAGAUGUUCAGUGCAUCCAGAUUUUAGGAUGUUUAAUUUUGUGCUUAAAUUAGUAACUGUAAUUUGGGAAAGAGGAGUUAAAUUAUUUGAUAGAAAAAAGGAUAUCCCCUAAAAAAACUUUUUUUUUUUUAAGUUUUGUUUUUCUUAUUAUUUCAGUGGUAAAUACUUUGCUAACCAGAGAGCUGGUGAAAACAAAAAUAAAUAAAAAAAUAUAUACUGUUAUGAUUUACAUCAUAUCAUUAAAGUGACAGAGAAACCUGUACAUAUUGUGUAAUUACAAACUGAUAAUUUAUAUAAGUAUAUAUAUAUAUAUAUAUGUUAAGUGGGUGUAUCAUCCUUGGUGCCGUGUUGUUAACAGAAGGCCACGUGUUGAAAACGGUAGUUGUCCUGUAGAGCCCGACUUUUUUGUACAAAGAGAAGUUGAAACUGCAACGUGCAAGUUUGAUAUUGUAAUGCUAAGUUUUGUAAUACCUCUUUAAAAUAUUGGUGCUUUAAUGGAAAAAAGCCAGAUACAUCAGUAAAAAUGGAGGCUCCUAUCAAGGCCUGCAAAGACUGAUGCUGUUUUACACACAUCCUUUACCUUUCGUCAGUGCUGGUGCACUUCAUUGACUUCCACAUUGUGAAAAAUAGUCUUCUUUUUUUAGCCUGGAUCCAGUUUAAUUAAGGAUCUUAAAGUAAGUUAUUUAGCCGACUUAGCAGUCAGAUGUAGUAACUUUUUGAUAAAAGUUGUUCUUGUGUUGGCUUUGAAGUAGCCGUGUAUUACUAACUGUUCAGCAGAUGAGCUGAAACUUGACUGUAUUUAUGUUCACCUGUAUACUGUCAUAUGAUGAUUAUGUGUAUAUUGUUCUUGAUUAUGAUCAUACAUGCAUAUUUACAUGAAAAAUAAACAAUUGAUGGGAUAUCAGUUCAAAGAAAAUAAG
Molecule: messenger RNA, 4743 nt
Organism: Lingula anatina
Lineage: Eukaryota; Metazoa; Brachiopoda; Lingulata; Lingulida; Lingulidae
Biological process (GO): microtubule-based movement
Molecular function (GO): microtubule binding; ATP binding; microtubule motor activity
Source: RefSeq, a predicted model, not a curated record